Aspergillus chevalieri is the source of this 207-nucleotide messenger RNA. RefSeq lists its product as uncharacterized. The transcript has 2 exons. The coding region runs from base 1 to 207 and encodes 68 amino acids. NCBI's taxonomy places the organism in Eukaryota, Fungi, Ascomycota, Eurotiomycetes, Eurotiales, Aspergillaceae. Gene Ontology annotation, molecular function: peptidyl-prolyl cis-trans isomerase activity. Gene Ontology annotation, biological process: protein peptidyl-prolyl isomerization. The record is from RefSeq and is a predicted model, not a curated record.
AUGUUAGGGUUUUCCUUCAAAGCAAGCAACGGCUCUCAGUUCUUCAUCGCCACUGUCGAUGCCCUCUGGUUGGACGGCAACCACGUUGUCUUCGGUGAGGUUGCCAGCAAAGACUCCUUCAUGGUCGUCAAGGAAAUCAAGCGCCUUGGUUCCGACUCUGGCGAUGUCCGCGCGCUUAUCAUGAUCAUCGAGGCCGGUGAGGGAUAA